AUGUCUGACAUUGGCAGCGAUACUCAAGUGUCCCCCUCUGUUCUUAUAAAGAACAUUGUAGAGGAUCUAUUUUCCUACAACACCAUCAAAAGAAAGCGCAUUUUGGAGUACUAUUUUUUUGAAAACGCCUCAUUAUCAUCACCCAUUAUGAGCACAGAGGGAGUCCUGAAUAUACAAUAUGUAUACACUGUUUGGCAAGCCAUGAACAGAACAGAGCCGCAAAUCAACAACAUUGUAUUUGAUGGACACACAGCCGUUGUACAUUUAACACAAAACAUUUCGCCAUGUAUAUUUCCUUCAUUCAUUCAUCUCCAAGUGCCCGCCAUCACAACGCUUCAUUUCAAAGAGACAGAUCAAGACAGUGGAUUAUUGAAAAUAUACAGACAAGAAGAUAGCUGGACUUUGGAAGGCUUACUCCAAUCUGUACCACUUAUAUCAUUUUGGUAUGACCAUGUUCUUCGUUUAAUUAUGGGCAAGAUUGUCACUGCUACAGGUGAUUUACUCGAUGCAGCUAUACAACAAGCGGAGAAGAUGACGGUGCGUGGCCAAGAGAUUCAACGCAUUGGACGCGAUUUAGCAAUUGAGAACAUGGAGAAGCUGGAUGAGUACAAAUCUGAUCUGCAUGAAAAUUACCUGAAAGGAAUCCGAAAUUGGAGAGAGUCUUGUUCGUUGGAGGAUAUAGAUGAUAUAAGCGAUCCCCCUCUACAUUCUUCUUAUCGGGCGAAAGAAUACGGUGGUAGAGGGAGUCUGCAUCAUAUGACUGUCGAUGAUGUAGACUGA
This is a messenger RNA of Mucor velutinosus, 780 nucleotides long. RefSeq lists its product as uncharacterized. The transcript has 5 exons. The record is from RefSeq and is a predicted model, not a curated record. Lineage: Eukaryota; Fungi; Mucoromycota; Mucoromycetes; Mucorales; Mucoraceae. Bases 1 to 780 code for a protein of 259 amino acids.